UCUCAGCACAACCAAAUAAUUAUCCCUAUGUGUAGUGUUUGCAAUUCGUGACUGAUAUAGUUGUGGGUUUUCGAAAUUUGAGGGUUUUCGUUGUGCAAAAUUGGACCGGAACUAUCUUGUAGUGCAGACGGGAUUGUGAAGAUCGUGAGUGAUGAUACGUAAAACGAUCCUGUUGUGUGCCCUCGUAGGCAGUGCUCUACCAGCCCGAUUAGAUAACUUAUAUGGAGCGCCGGCGCCAGCGGGUGCUAGUCUUGGCGGUGGAGGGGACGGAAACUUUCUGAAUACACCACGCCAGGAUGGUCAAUACGAUAGGGCUCCGUCAAAUCAGUAUCUCCCUCCCACCGGUCAGGAUAGCAAUCAGGCGGGUUAUCCUUCGGUGGCUCCAAUAGGCGGUGGUGGUCAGACACAAAGUCAGUUUGGAUACAACCCUCAACAGCAACCGCAGCAGCAGCCUCAUCGUGGUUCCCAGUCUCAGCAGCCGUUCGGAGGUUUCGGUGGUGGCCAAACCAGACCAGGUGCAUACCAAGGAGGAUAUCAAGGACCACAAACCACACCGAUUCCAAUUCUACGAUACGAAAACGUCAACAAUGGCGAUGGAAGCUAUCGUUUCAACUACGCAACCGGUAAUGGAAUCCAACACCAGGAAGAAGGCUACAACCGUAAGAUUGGCCCCGAGCUGGGUGAACAGAUUGUUAACGGUGGCUACUCGUACCCUGGUCCCGAUGGUAAACUGUACAGCAUACAGUACAAAGCUGAUGCGGGCGGAUUUCAACCUGUAGGAGAUCAUCUACCAACACCACCACCGCUACCGCGGGAGCUACAGGAAGCAUACGACCUGCAUGCAAAACUGUACGCCGAAGCUGCGGCCCGUCCGAAAAAUCCUGCUUAUCAGGGACCUCAAGGCUACGACCAGCAACAACCCGGUCAGCAGUAUGGUGCUCCUCAGCCACAGUAUCAAAGCCCAAGCUCGCAGUAUGGAGCUCCACAGCAACAACAACCACAGCCGCAGUAUCAGGCCCCUCAGCAGCCGCAAACCUCCCAAAACACUGCCAGUUCUGGUCAAGGUUACCCAUCGGCACCAUCCAACCAGUACCUGCCUCCAUCAAAUCGACAACAAGGCUUUAGCCCCAGCUCUGGAUACCAGUAUUGAGCUCACCGACCCCCAACAAACCCCCCACGAAAAACCAAACUAGGAAGAAUACGAUACAAAAGAAUACCAAACUGCAAAACUGGAACAUACGGCACACAAUGGAGUAAUUUGCAACGCGAUGAUGCGUUAUCGGCGCAAUAAAUUACUGAUGACCUACAGCAGCAAGCAAAAAAACCGCCUUGCUUCUGACCACAUCGAAGGAGGAGAGGAGAAUGCAAAGAACAAUGGGACAAAGAAUGCCAGCCCUACUGCUACCCACGUACGAACUGAUGGACCUCUGUUCCGGCACAUAAGAAUGUAACAAGUGUAACAUAAAUUCUUCUCUUACCGACAAUAAAGCGUUUGCGCCAUGCAAACUCAUGU
This is a messenger RNA of Sabethes cyaneus, 1513 nucleotides long. Its product is annotated as pupal cuticle protein 20-like. The coding region runs from base 152 to 1150 and encodes 332 amino acids. The record is from RefSeq and is a predicted model, not a curated record. The transcript has 4 exons. NCBI's taxonomy places the organism in Eukaryota, Metazoa, Arthropoda, Insecta, Diptera, Culicidae. Gene Ontology annotation, cellular component: chitin-based extracellular matrix. Gene Ontology annotation, molecular function: structural constituent of chitin-based larval cuticle.